UUCUCGCACGCUCUGGAUGCGGCGACGCGUUGGGUGGGUGGUGGGUUCGUAGGUUGGGGAUGGUCUUGCGCGUCUGUAUGCGUGCGUCUUGUUUCGAGUGAAACCACGUGCGCGUUGCCGUGCGAUAUGGGAUUCGCGCCAUCACGUGGCUGCCAGUGUGUGUUGGAUUGCGUGCUUUUAGGCAGUUUGUCGACGAUGGGGACGACGAUGAUGAUAGUGAUUGUUUGUUGAUAUGGUUUGGCGCUUCUCUCACGGUUCGUGCGCGGUGGAUGGCCGUCGUGUGUGAGUGCGAACUGCGAACUGAGAUGAGAUGGUGAGGUGAUGCUGUGCUGAGCUGGGAUGCUGCAUUCAGUCAGUGUUGAGAAUGGUACCCGUUUGGUAAUGGUUGGGUCUUUUGAAUCAAGCCUGUGCGUUUGUCGUCAUUCUCGGAAGGGAGCGGUUCGGUGAAGGUUGUUUCGAUUGUUGCUGACUUUUAGGCGCUCGGUUAGUGCGCGCCCUUCCUUGUAUGAGUAUGGUUUAUGGAUUGCUCCUCGGUCGUCGGAUGCUGCAAUCGGGAAGUUUACUCUCCCUCUCGGUAGAUGACGCUGCUAGCGAUACUUACGAGUUACAUAAUUUAUAUUUUUGCUACGACGAAGCAACUGCUCAGCACUGUUAGACGAUGGCGAUGACAGGGUUGUGCGUCGCAUAAAGGCAAAGACGAGAGACGCUGGCCGUUCUCAGCCGUGCAUCACCGUCUUGGUUCGUCCUAGAGGAAAGACAUUUUUGACAGUCAACUGAUAAGGGAGAGGCCGUCAUUGUCGAGCGACAACGGAACUGUGUGUAUAUGCAAGUACAUCAUCUCUUUGCACGGGACGACAACGACGAAGACGAGUGUGUGUGGUAUACUUUGAGGCGUUUGCACAGUGUCGUUUCUCAAGGCAGCAGCAUUUUGGGCGAAGAAGAGCAGGUGACUUUGCGGAGCCGAGAGACACGACUGGAUAUCAAAGAAGGAACACGAACGCUCCACCAAAAGCACAAGGAAACUCGAGAAGGGCAAACGAGAAGGAGAAAUUUUCGCCUUUCAACUUUCUUUUCUCAAGUACACAAAAGAAGAUUUUCCUUUUCUCGUGCGAAAUCGUGCAGAAAAUCUCGAAAAGAAGCAUUUUUGUAGUUCCGUUCACGCCUGAAGCCAUCGGGGAGUGUGUUUUACCGAGUGUGGUUAGUGCAAAAUGGUUGUGAAAAACGUAAUCACCGAGUAGAGGAUUCGUCGUCAACAGCAGUAGCAAAUAGUCUCUGGGCUCGAGGGCAGGGGGGAGAGCGCAGCCAAGAUGAAUUUAUAAGUGAAAAAGGAAAUACGCCCAUUUCUGAUAUUUCCGUUUUUUGCCUAUCUCCUGACGGGCGGAUGCUGGAUGCUGGUGUCGGAUGCAAAUAUAGGUGCCGUUGUGUUGUGUAUCGGUGAAAAUUGGAAUCAAAUUAGCAGGGAAAAUGAAUUUAUUGGUUGCUUCCGUGCUGUUGCUAUUCGGUUGCCUAAUAUCGGGCGUAGAGCUGAAAAGCUACAAAGCAACGACGAACCGAGGCAGUGGAAUCAGCAUAGGUGGCAGCAGCAGCAAAGGCGCUACCGAUAGUAAAAGCAGUGGUGGCAGUGGGACCACUUCCGGAGCCACUACGACCCGUGUCACACGGAAUCAGCUGAACGUCGGCCUGCUGGUUCCGCACACCAACUUCGGUCGACGGGACUAUCUGCGCUCGAUCAAUACCGCUGUCAUGGGUUUGCAGAAGGGGCGUGGACCGAAGCUGACCUUCCUGAAGGACCAUGAAUUUCAAACAAGCAACAUACACUUUGACAUGAUGUCGCUCACGCCAAGCCCCACAGCGAUCCUGAACACAUUGUGUAAGGAAUUCCUGCACGCCAACGUGACGGCCAUCCUGUACAUGAUGAACUACGAAUCGUACGGCCGUAGUACCGCCUCGGCGCAGUAUUUCCUGCAGCUGGCCGGCUACCUUGGCAUUCCGGUCAUCUCCUGGAACGCCGACAACUCGGGCCUGGAACGAAGAGCGUCGCAAUCCACCCUUCAGCUCCAGCUGGCACCCAGCAUCGAACACCAGAGCGCUGCCAUGCUGAGCAUCCUGGAACGGUACAAGUGGCACCAGUUCUCGGUGGUAACGUCGCAGAUUGCCGGACACGAUGACUUUGUGCAGGCCGUACGAGAACAUGUGGCCGCCAUGGACCACUUCAAGUUCACCAUCCUGAACUCGGUCAUCGUGUCCCGGCCGAUCAACCUGGUCGAGCUGGUGAACAGCGAAGCACGCGUAAUGCUGCUCUACUGCACCAAGGAUGAAGCCGUGGACAUCCUGAAGGCGGCCGAAGACCUGAACAUCGUCGGCGAGAACUACGUCUGGGUGGUGACGCAAAGUGUCAUCGAGAAUAUGCAAGCCCCAUCGCAGUUCCCGAUGGGUAUGCUGGGAGUGCACUUCGACACCUCGUCCAGUGCGUUGCUGAACGAGAUCUCCAAUGCGAUCCGGGUGUACGCCUACGGGGUGGAGUACUAUCUGAGCGAUCCGAAGAACGCCGGAAGGGGUCUGGACACGCAUCAGCUGUCCUGUGAGGAUGAGGGUCGGGGUCGGUGGGACAGUGGAGAGGUGUUCUUCAAAUACUUGCGGAAUGUGUCGCUGGAGGGUGAGCCGAACAGGCCGAACAUUGAGUUCACGGCAGAUGGGGAUCUGAAGUGGGCCGAGCUGAAGAUCAUGAACUUACGGCCCAGUGUGAACAGCAAGGGACUGGUGUGGGAGGAGAUUGGGAUGUGGAAAUCGUGGCAACAGCAAAAGCUCGACAUCAGGGACAUUGCGUGGCCGGGGAAUUCGCAUACGCCGCCGCAAGGCGUGCCGGAGAAGUUUCAUCUAAAGAUUACGUUUUUGGAGGAGGCGCCGUACAUAAACCUGUCACCGGCAGACCCGAUCAGCGGAAAGUGUUUGAUGGAUAGAGGAGUGCUGUGUCGGGUAGCGGCCGAUCACGAAAUGACCGACAUCGAUAUGGGCCAAGCUCACAAGAAUGGGUCGUUUUAUCAGUGUUGUAGUGGAUUCUGCAUCGAUUUGUUGGAGAAGUUUGCGGAGGAAUUGGGCUUCACGUACGAGCUGGUGCGUGUGGAGGACGGCAAGUGGGGAACGCUGGAAAAUGGGAAGUGGAACGGGUUGAUACAUGAGCUAGUGAAUAGGAAGACCGACAUGGUGCUAACAUCGUUGAUGAUCAAUGCGGAAAGAGAAGCGGUGGUGGAUUUCAGCGAGCCGUUUAUGGAGACGGGUAUAGCGAUUGUAGUAGCGAAGAGAACAGGAAUCAUUUCACCAACGGCGUUCUUGGAGCCGUUCGACACGGCUUCGUGGAUGUUGGUGGGAAUUUUCGCCAUCCAGGCAGCGACGUUUAUGAUAUUCCUGUUCGAGUGGCUGUCGCCGAGCGGAUACGACAUGAAAACGGUACUGCAGAAUGCGAACAAUACUCCGUACCGGUUUUCGCUGUUCCGAACGUACUGGUUGGUUUGGGCAGUUCUGUUCCAGGCCGCGGUGCACGUUGAUUCGCCACGUGGUUUCACGUCUCGCUUCAUGACCAACGUUUGGGCCAUGUUUGCUGUAGUGUUCCUUGCUAUCUACACUGCCAACCUCGCGGCGUUCAUGAUAACCAGAGAGGAGUUCCACGAGUUUACCGGUUUGGACGAUACCCGAUUAUCGCAUCCGUUCUCGCACAGACCGACCAUCAAGUUCGGUACGAUUCCCUGGAGUCACACGGAUUCCACCAUUUCCAAGUACUUCAAGGAGAUGCACUACUACAUGAAGCAGUACAACAAGUCCAGCGUAGCGGACGGAGUUUCUGCAGUACUGAACGGUCACAUGGAUGCUUUUAUCUACGAUGGAACGGUUCUGGAUUAUCUGGUUCAGCAGGAUGAAGACUGCCGACUGCUGACCGUGGGUCAGUGGUACGCAAUGACCGGAUACGGCCUGGCCUUCAGCCGCAAUUCCAAAUACGUCCAAAUGUUCAACAAACGGCUACUGGAGUUCCGAGCAAACGGAGACUUGGAACGGCUUCGGCGAUACUGGAUGACGGGAACGUGUCGCCCCGGAAAGCAGGAACACAAAUCCUCCGAUCCACUGGCCUUGGAACAGUUCUUAUCGGCAUUCCUGCUGCUGAUGGCCGGAAUUCUGCUCGCAGCACUACUUCUGCUACUGGAACACCUCUACUUCAAAUACUUCCGUAAGAGACUGGCGAAAAAGGAUCACGGCGGCUGCUGUGCGCUGAUUUCGCUGUCCAUGGGCAAGUCCCUUACGUUCCGGGGAGCCGUCUACGAGGCAACGGAAAUUCUCAGAAGACAUCGAUGCUCGGAUCCGAUCUGCGAUACGCACCUCUGGAAGGUGAAGCACGAGCUAGACAUGAGCCGACUGAUGAACAGCCAGCUGGAGAAGACCCUGGUCGCACACGGAAUUAAGCCACCGCAGGGUAGGAUCGCCUCGACGAACGACAUCAUCGGGGCGGGCCGGCGCGAAAACCUUCACCAACGGCCGAACAUUCUCGGCAAUCUGAGUCUGGGUGGCAGCGCGCAGGAUUUGUACCGCUGGUCGUACAAAACGGAGAUCGCCGAGAUGGAGACGGUGCUGUAGAGAGCGAACGCGACAGUACCGAAACGAAAGCGGAAUUGCGUGGCAACAAGAGCCACACCCCUGAUGUGCGUACUGAUAAGUGAAAUUCUCAAACUACCAACUGUAAAAUGCUAAACUCUACCACACUUCUAUCAUCACCACCAAUUGACUAGAACAAAACUUAACUGAAGAAACCCACCCCGACCAGUGUUGUGCAAAGUCAGAAAACUAUUUCGAACAAAACAGAACGAAAAGGUUAAUAACACGAUCACACUGCACAGUGGCUGAUUUCGUCAUUUUAGCGCGCUUAAUUAAUAACUUUUUUACUAUGAAGUUUAGCGUCAUGGUGUCUUCGAGAAAGUUUUUUACUAUAAUAAGGAGCUUCUUUUGAGCUUCUGUGAAAAAUGAUCAAUCCCCCUAAAAGUGAGAUAGAAAAUUUAUUUUUUGAAUUUUUCAAGAUACGAGGUUGGUGUCUUCACAAAAGUUGUAGAAAAUGCAGUUUGGAGCAACUUUGCCGAAGACACCAAGUUUGUAACUCCGUUACUUUUCAAGAUACGUUACGUUUUCUUUCAUCAGCCCCUUGAAAAAGGUUUUUGCGCAAUAACUUUCUAAAAAUUGAUUCUACAAUUUUCUCAUGUUCUACAAAGUUAUAGAUAAUGGAAAAACACACAACUUUGCCGAACAUUACAUCCCGCUAAUUCCAAAAUCAAAAUAGUUAUAACGGUUUUCAUAGUUUUUUGGGCCAUAUUUCAAGCAUAUAUAACUUAGCUAUAGGCAUUUAUAUGCAAAUUUCCUUUUACGCAUGUGAAAGUACAUGUAAUUGCCUCUAUUAGAAAGCCAAAAUCAUCAAACUGUAAGAAACUGUAAGAUGGUUUUUGUAUAGAAACUUACAUCCAUUUAUGUUACUCUUAUAUAUGGGAUUUAAAGACCGGUCCAGAAAGUAUGGACGCAGUAAAAAAAUACUGGCAUUUCAAAACUAUUGAUAACUAGUACUUCUUGAAAGCUACAUCCUGUUGGUGAACCUAUUUUCUCAACAUUUGUAUAGCGGUUUUUGCGAUUCCAACAGUGUGUUUCAAAAUAUAUGAACUUUCAGCGGAACAUCUUUGAAAAAAUAUGCACAAACGAUAUACAGAGUUUGAAAGGUCACUUAGGAAAUGAGCAAAAUAUGGUGGGAGUAAAUGAGAAAAUCGUGCAACCAGCAAUCAGCAACCAAGGUGGGGACAACACGUUUAAGCAUAGGUAAGAAUUGGGUAAAAAUUAAAGAUCCUGCUAAUCCUCGUUUGGAUAAACAAAUAAUGAAGGCGUUUGAGUUCAGGAAAAAAACCUUCUAACUAAUACAAAGCGGGGUAUGACCAAAAAAGUUACCAUUCCGAAUUCCAAUGUUCAUCGUGGCAAAGAACGUUUGAAUUUUCGAUCCUAUAGUAAGCAGAAACAGCCAAAACGAAGCCCGAAACAAGAACCAUCGAUCAGGCCCAGACAACUGAAGACUAGGUGCGUCCAUACUUUCUGGGGCAGUCUUUAUAUAUAUUUUCAACAUAUUUAUUUGACAUUUCAUGUCAGCUUGCAUUUUUAUUGUUAUUGUAAGUGUGUGUUAACAUAAAGAAAGGUUUGUAGUGCAUUUUGGAUCAUUCGUGAAGUACGUUACAUAAAAACUUACCAUCUAAUUCUUUUGUCUUACUAACUCAAGUGCUCCACGUAGUCCACGAAAAAAGCGAAGGAAGCGCCAUUUCUUAAAAAAUUCCAAACAUGCGCGUGACAUAUUCUGUCAACGCUCUCACUAGUACAUAUCUAUGUCUACAUUGGUAAUAGUAAAUUAUUAAUCUUAUUGCACUUCAAAGUAAGGCUGCUGUUAAAUCGUGAUCCGACGAAAGAAGUUUCACUUUAUGCGUUUUUUUUUUCGUGGACUACGUGGAGCAUUGCGAGUUAGUAAGAAAAUAGAAGUAGUUGAUGAGUUUUUGUGUAACGUAUUUCAUGAAUGAUCCAGAAUACACAACAAACCUUUCUUUAUAUUUACACACACUUACAAUAACAAUAAAAAUGCAAGCUGACAUGAAAUGUCAACUAAAUAUGUUGAAAAUAUAUAUAAAUCCCAUAAGAGUAACAUAAAUGGAUGUAAGUUUCUAUACAAAAACCAUCUUACAGUUUCUUACAGUUUGAUGAUUUUGGCUUUCUAAUAGAGGCAAUUACAUGUACUUUCACAUGCGUAAAAGGAAAUUUGCAUAUAAUUGCCUAUAGCUAAGUUAUAUAUAAAAACUAUAAAAACCGUUAUAACUAUUUUGAUUUUGGAAUUAGCGAGAUGACAUAUUCGGAAAAGUUGUGUGUUUUUCCAUUAUCUAUAGCUUUGUAGAACAUGAGAUAAAUGUAGAAUCAAUUUUUAGAAAGUUAUUGCGCAAAAACCUUUUUCAAGGGGCUGAUGAAAGAAAACGUAACGUAUCUUGAAAAGUAACGGAGCUACAAACUUGGUGUCUUCGGCAAAGUUGCUCCAAACUACAUUUUCUACAACUUUUCUGAAAACGCCAACCUCGUAUCUUGAAAAAUUCAAAAAAUAAAUUUUCUAUCUCACUUUUAGGGGGAUUGAUCAUUUUUCACAGAAGCUCAAAAGAAGCUCCUUAUUAUAGUGAAAAACUUUCCCGAAGACACCAUGACGCUAAACUUCAUAGUAAAAAAGUUAUUAAUUAAGCGCGCUAAAAUGGCGAAAUCAGCCACUGUGCACUGUAUAGGUAAUUGGUGUGAGAGACUAUAUAAAUAGGAACACUACAACUGUACUGUACUCAUUCAAUAAUGGUCAAUGUCAACGGUUCCGAGAAACCAAUACGGGCGCAGGUGCACAAUGUAGAACUGAGGUAGCUAGGAUAACAUGGAAGAAGAAGAAGAAGAAGAAGAAGAAUCAAUAGAGAAGAGUAAACUGCCAGACCGGUCAGCGGAGAUGCCACGUGGCAACCGUGCUCGCGCAAGGGUUCGUGGAACAGUGUUGAUUCAGUUUGAUUGAUUUUGGUCAAUAUUUAAACAAUUCUCUGGAAUAACGGUAACUUUUUGAAACUAUGUUUAGUAAGGUUGAGCUGGAGAUUCAUAGACAACGGGAAACUUCAGUGUACAAGUGUUUGCGAUUUCCUAUUUUUAGUCGAGAAAAACGCCUGCCACGUAAGAUUGCAGGUCAGUGUGAGGAAAUGGGAAGAAGUGAUUAUGCAAUCACUCGCCCACGGUAGUCCAUAUAAACUACAGUUUCUGCACAAGUUUAUGCGGAUGUCGAAGUGUUUUGUUUUUUUUUUUACUAAAAAUUUAUCAGUGGACUCACCCAAUAUUUGUCCAGUUAUUGCUCAAUUGUAUUUUUAAAACAUUUCAUUAGAUUUCACUAGGAAAGAAGAUGAAAGUGCUCCAGAAAUGCCGGACGAGAUUUCUCCAGAGAUUUUCUGGUUGUUCUUCAAGUAAUUGUGAUAAUUCCUUAAAGAGUAUCAUCAAAUUUUUGUCACAUUUUUCGAAAAUUACUUCAGAUUGUUCUAUUUAACUUGGAAUUCCUUCAAAAAACUUGGAGAGAAAGUUUCUCGCAAUUCUGCAAAGUUCUCUUUUAAAGAUUCAUUAUAAAAUGUUCUAAAAAUAAAUUUCAUUGCUACAACAAUUUCUCUAGAGAAACUCCUGGAAGAGUCAUCGCAGUAAUCUCAAAGAAUUUCUGUAAAAAUUCAAAUAAUUUUAGGAAGACUCCUGGCGAAACCCCAAACAUAAUCAUUGAGACAUUGUUUGAGAAAUUCCUUACAAAAUCUUCACAGAAACUUGUGGAUAAACCCUCAGAGGAAUUCCUGGAUGAAUCCUCGAAGAAAUUUAUAGAUAAAUUUAUGAAAAAAAUAUCGUGGGAAUUUUUGGAAUAAAAAAAUAAAAAAAGAUGCAACAGAUUCCUCCGAACAACAAACAAAGGACUUUAAAAGCAAUUUCCUUGAACAUUUUCUGGACCUAUUGUUGGAAAAAUACAGGAAGAAUUAGGGUUAUUUUCCAAUUGUUGCACGGCUAAAAAUUCGCCAAUUAUUGCACACCUCAUAAGAAUAACAUGGAGUGUGCAACAAUAGGCGAGUUUUUAGCUGUGCAACAAUUGGAAAAUUACCCUAGUAUAGAAAAAUUCUAAAAAAAACUCGAAGAAACUGCUGGAAAUAUUAUCGAAAAAAAAAAUGGAUUAUUCCACGAGGAAAAUUCUAAAAACACUCGAAAAAUUUCGUGGAAGAUUCCUUAGAGGAAUUUCCUGGAGGAAGUUCGCGAAAAAAAAUCUGAAACAGUUCAUUGAGGAAUCUGUGAAUGAGUUAUGAGUUAAAUUACAGGUAGAGCCUUGAUAGGGAUUUCUGACGGCAGUCUCGGAGAAAUUACUGGGAAAAGUAUCACAAAUAUUUCUGGAUCCAUCCUUGAAAAGUUCUCAAUCUCAAAAAAAAGCACGAGGAAGAUUUCUCAGAGAAAUUUCUUAGAAGAACUUAGAGAGAAAUUUAGAAAAAAAUCCCUGGGGGGAUUUUAAAAAUCGUUGUAGAAAUUUCUGAAGGAACUUUAGAGCGAACUCUCGAGGGACAUUUUCAAAACACAAAUCUGCAGAAAUUCUUGGAUGAAUUCCUUCACAGAUAUUGGAGUAUCUCAAAAUUUUAAAGUUCUUACAAUUUCUUUUAGAGAUUGUUGCAGCUAUCCAGGGAAAAAAAACUCCUGGAAGACUCAUCGCAGUAAUUUCUCAAAGAACCCUUGUAAAAAUUCAUAUAGAAUAUCCAGGAGCACUCCUGGUGGAAUCUUGAUAAAAUCUUAGAGAAAUUAUUUCGGAAACUCCUGACAAAAUCUACGCAGAAAUUCGUGCACGAACUCUCGCGAGAAUUCCUGGAUGAAUCCUCAAAAAAAUCUUAUAAAAAUUUGAAGAGAAAAUUUAUCGCAGGAGUUUCUGGAAUAAUCCUCGUAGAAAUUUCUAAAAAUAACAAGAAAAAACACAAGAGAUUCACCAGAAUAAUUUCUCAAUAGACUUUAGCAGAAAGUUCUUCGAACAAAUUUCUGGAGCAAUUGUCAGAAAAAAAUACAGAAAGAAUAAUUACAGAAAAAUCUGAAAAUGUUCUCGGAUAAACUGCUGAAAAAAAUAUCACAGAAACUGCUGGAUGAUUCCACGGAGAAAAUUCUAAUAAACACUCGAGAAAUUUCGUGGAAAAAUCCUUAGAGGAACUUCUCGAAAAAUUUCUGAAACAAUUUUUCUGAGGAAUUUCUGGAAUAAUUUUAAGUUAAAUUACUGGUAGAAUCAAUAUGGGAAUUUCUGAAGGUAGCCUCGGAGAAAUUACCGGAAAAACCUUUACAGAUAUUUCUAUACGGAUAUAAACAUACGAGAAAGAUUCCUCAGAGGAAUUUCUGGAAAAACUUUAGAAAUUGAAAAAAAUCCUUGUAGGGAUUUUUAAAGAAUUUUUCAGAGAGAUUCCUCGAGGAAUUUUUUGGGAGCUCUCGAAACCUAGAAGAAAUUACUGAAAGAAUCAUUACAAAUUUUUGAAAAAAAAAAUCGUUUAAAUUUUUGAAGGAAUGGAUUCAUAGAUGUAACUCAUAAAGUUCGAUUUUUAAAGAAUUUUUCAGAGAGAUUCCUCGAGGAAUUUUGUGGGAGCUCGCGAAACCUAGAAGAAAUUACUGGAAGAAUCAUUACAAAUUUUUGAAAAAAAAAUCGUUUAAAUUUUUGAAGGAAUGGAUUCAUAGAUGUAACUCAUAAAGUUCGAUUUUUAAAGAAUUUUUCAGAGAGAUUCCUCGAGGAAUUUUGUGAGAGCUCUCGAAACCUAGAAGAAAUUACUGGAAGAAUCAUUACAAAUUUUUGUAAAAAAUCGUUUAAAUUUUUGGAGGAAUGGAUUCAUAGAUGUAACUCAUAAAGUUCGUACUGUUAUUUCAACAAUGUCUUCAUCAGUCAAGUAAUGUCUUCAGGAAUUCCUAUAUGUAUAUUUGAAUAAUUUCUUCCAAGUAUCCCUAUAUGUAUACUCAUUUAUUAAAUUUGUCUUAAAUUUAUCAAAAUUUGCUAUAAAUCAUUGACUAAGCUUCAGAGCUUCUUGAACAUUCUAAUCAAGGGAAUUCAUUCAGCAACUCUUUUAGUCAUACAUUUAGUAAUUUCCUUCAGAAAUACUACAGGAUUUCGCACGUUUUUCAGUCAAGUUUCCCAAAGUUUCAUGAGAUGUUCCCUCAGAAAUUUCUCGUAAAGAUUCCCGCGUAAUCUCAAGAAGUUUUUGAAUUACAUACAAAUUCCUCGUGAAAUUCAGGAUCUUCCUGAAAUAUUCAACAAGAACUUCUUAAAAACUUUCCUCCAAAAAAAUCCUCUGUCGAUUUUCCUAAGCCUUAGAAUACUUUGGAGAUUCCUUCAGGAAUUUUUCAUGAACAAUUUCCAAAUAUUUCUUAGAGAUUUCCCCAAAAAUUUCUGUAGGAAAUCUUACUUUUCUAGUCUAGGUUUUGUUCUGUAAUGCCUCUAUUUUGAAUGUCUCCAGAGCUCAUUUAAAAAAAACAUACAAGUUUACAUGUUCGUUUAUUUUUUUUUUCAGAAAAUUCCAUAGUAGAAUUUCCCAGAAAUUGUCACAUUUGUUCCUCCAAAGAUUCCUUCAAUAAAGAAUAUUGGAGAAGCAGUUUUUAGGAAUUCUUCCAAGCAUUCCUCCGAGAAUUUAGCUUCUCCGAGAAUGCUUUCAAGAAUUUCUUCAAAAAUUCAUCAAAGGAUUUCUGCAGGAGUUUUUUGCAAGAUUUCCUUUGGAAAUUUUCAAAAUUAUUAUUUUCAUGUAUUAUUGUAAAGGAUAACCCAGGAACUUUUCCCAGGAUUUCUCCAGCAGUAUCUCCAAGAAUCCUUCUAUAUUUCCAAGAAUUCCUUUCUAUAUUUCUUCCUGGAAAUCAAAAAUGACUUUUCAAGUAUUUUUUUUAACAAUACCUCUAGGAUUUAUUUUUGGCAAAUCUUCCAGGAAUACAUUCUAGUAUUGUUGUCCUCGAAGAAAAUUUAAGAAAACUGUGAAAAACAAUAUCUGAAAGAAUCAUCAGUGGAAGUUUUGAAGGAGUUUUCGGGUAAACUCUUGGCGGAGGACUCGAAGGGUAAAAUUCUUGUAAAAUUGUGUGGAUAAAUUUCCGAAAGAAUCAACGCAAAAGCUUCCACAGGAAUCUACAGAGAUUCUGGUGGCGUUCUUGGAAGAUUGCUUGGGAGAUUUUUAUGGAGAAUGGUGAAAUCCAGAGAAAUUUUCUGGAAAAAAUCUUUGCAAGAAAUCUAGUGUAUUACCAUAUGGGGGAACAAUAUGAAAAAUAAUAUGGAGCAAUUUCUAAAGAAGUCCUCGCGAGAAUCUUCGGAGCCAUUUUUAGAGACCGAGACAAUUUCUGAAGAAAUUUCUAGAUUAUUCUUGGGAGGAACUAUUAGUGAGCUUUUUUCGGAGGAAUUAUUGCAGAGAUUCCAGACGAAUCUCUUGAAGAAAAAUUCGGAGAAAUUCCUUACGAAACCUUCAGAGGUACUACUGGCGUAUUCCUUUUUUUUUUUUAGAAAUGCUCAUAAGAAUUUCUGAAGAAAUUUUCACGAAAAUCUUUGGAGUAACUCUCGCUAACAUCUGGCUUAUUCCUUGAGAAAAUUUCUGACGGAAUUUACGGGGAAACUUUGGGAUUUUUUUUCAAGGAAAUAUCUAGAGGAACUUUCAGAGAAAUGCUUUAAGGUAUUUUCGAAGAAAUUCCAGAUACAAACUCUUGAAGGAAUUCUCAGAGAAAAUUCCUGGGGGAUCGUUCCAAGGAAUUUUUGGCAUAAUCCUUGAAGAAAUUCUUAAAGAAAUAUCAAUGUUUGGAGGAAUUCUCAGAGAAAUUCCUAAAAAGACAAAAUCUUUGAAAAAUUGAUCGAGAAAUUUCCGGAAGAAUACUAUCCUUGGAGUGAUUUCAUUGAAAAUACUGAAAUUUUGAUAAAAAAAUAUGGGGUCUUAAACUUUCUAUAGGAAUGCUCAAUUUCUGGAAAUUUCAGAGAAAUCUGUAGACGCAUUUCUGGAAGAAUCAUCAGAGCAAUUUCUACAGUUACCAUCGAAGUUCCUUUAGGAGCCUGUGGAAGAAAUCCUGGUGGAAUCCUUACAUGAAUUCUCACAUAAAUUUGUGGAGAAAUCCUCAAAGAAAUUCUCAUAAAAUUAAGAAUAAAAUUUCCAAAAAAAAUCAUCACAAGAAUUUCUGGUGGGAUUUUUCGUAGGAAUUAUCAAAGAAAUUUCCGGACAAAUUCUCGAAGAAAUUGCAGGAGAAACUUUCGGAGAAAUUUCUGAGAAAUUCGGGUGAGACACCAGAGGAUUUUUUGGAAAAACUUUAGAAGAAAAGUCUGACAAAUCUUUCCGACGAAUUCCCGGAGGAACUUUUCAGAAGCUCUCGGAGUAGUUUCGGAAUGAAACUUAGAAGAAACGACUAGAAGAAAAUUGUAUGGACUUUUGGAUUAAUUCACGAAUUCAAAAAGAAUCUUUGAAAAAAUUUGUGGAUAAAUUUUUGGACGAACUUUCGAAGAAGUUUCUUCAGGAAUCCUAGAAGGAAUCCUCAUCAAAGUUUCUCGAGGAGCUCUUGAAGACAUUCCUGGAGAGGCCCUUAAAAAACAUUCUAGAGGAACUUUCAGAGGAAUCCUUCAAAAAGUUUCUGAUGGCAAGAAAUUCUUAGACAAAUCUGAUGAGAACUUCGUGUCUGAACUCUCUGAGAGGAAUACUCGAAAGAAAAAAAAAUAAAACAAUCCUCUGAGGAAUAUCUCGAGUUUUCCUUCAAAAACUUCGUUCUCGAAAGAAUAAGAGUGGAGAAAUGUGCGGAACAAUCAUUGCAAGAUUUAUGAAUGAACAACUAAAGAAAUUUCUAAAAGAGUCCUUGGAGGACUUUCUCGAGAGAAUCUCGGAAAAAACCCCUGGAAGAAUUUCUGGACGAAUUCUCGAAGCAACUAUCGGAGGAAUUUUAGGAGGAAUUUUCAAAAAAUCCUAUAUUUUAAAGAAAGAUGAAGAUUAAUUUUUGGAGGAAUCAACGCAGGAACUCCUGGAGGAAUUUUAUGAUACAUUCCUAGAGUAACUUGCAAAAGAAUUCCUGAUGAGGGACUCGAAGAAAUUCUCAGAGUAAUCUGAUGAAUCUUCGAAGAAAUACUUGUAAAAAAAUUGGAUUAAUUUUCCGAAGAAUCGUUGGACGAAUUUUCGAGAGGAACUAUUAAAGGAAUUUCUGUAAGAAUGAUUGAAGAAAUUCCUGUAGGAACCUUUGGAAAAAUUUCUGGUGAAAUUCUCAAAAAAAAAUAACAGAGAAAUUUCCGAAAAAAUCUUCUCAACAAUUCCAGUAGGAAUCUUCGAAUAAAUCAUAGUUAAAUAAUGUGGAAGAAUUUCUGAAGUAAUCCUCUGAGCAAUUUUUGGAGAUCGAGAACAUUUCUAAAGAAAUUCUCGGAGGAAUUUGCAAAUCGUUCUUUGGGGGAACUUUGGAGAAAUUUUUGAAGGAAUGGUUGGAGAAUUCUAGAAAAAUCUUUUGAAGGCAAACUCGAAGAAGUUCCACCGUAUUUGAAGAAACUCUUAGAUAAAUCUGAAUGUCUGGAGGAAUUUUCAGAGAAAUUCGUAAAUUAAACCUGAUUUUUUUUAGAAAAAUUAUUGCAGAAAUUCCCGGAAAAAUACCAUCCUCGGAGUGACUUCAAUGAAAUAAAAAAAAAAUGAGGGACACUUUCGUAGUAGUAAAGUAGUAAAUGCUAGUAAGAAUUUCUGGAAAAAUCAUCAGAGGAAUUUCUAAAGUUAUCAUCGAAUUCCUGUAAAAAAAACUGUGGUAAUCCUAGUAAAAUCCUCGUAUGAAUGAUCAUAUAGAUCUGUAGAGGAAUCCCCAUAGAAGUUCUUACAAAAAAUGAGGAUGAAUUACGGAAAGAAUCAUCACAUGAAUUUAUGGUAGGUCCCUCUAAAAAAUUCGAAAAACGUUUUCUUUGGAAUUUCUACAGCAACUAGCAGAGAAAUUUGUGAAAUAACCUUCGACUUGGCAAAAUCCUGGAAGAAAUUAUUAGUAAAACUGAUGAAGAAAUUUCUAG
Molecule: messenger RNA, 14575 nt
Organism: Aedes albopictus (Asian tiger mosquito)
Lineage: Eukaryota; Metazoa; Arthropoda; Insecta; Diptera; Culicidae
Product: glutamate receptor ionotropic, NMDA 2B-like
Exons: 4
Coding region: 1465-4623 (1052 amino acids)
Biological process (GO): monoatomic ion transport
Cellular component (GO): plasma membrane
Molecular function (GO): NMDA glutamate receptor activity
Source: RefSeq, a predicted model, not a curated record